Molecule: messenger RNA, 3432 nt
Organism: Siniperca chuatsi (mandarin fish)
Lineage: Eukaryota; Metazoa; Chordata; Actinopteri; Centrarchiformes; Sinipercidae
Gene: pex3
Product: peroxisomal biogenesis factor 3
Exons: 12
Coding region: 164-1252 (362 amino acids)
Biological process (GO): protein import into peroxisome membrane
Cellular component (GO): peroxisomal membrane
Molecular function (GO): protein-macromolecule adaptor activity
Source: RefSeq, a predicted model, not a curated record
UUGACUGACAUACUUUGGCACGUUUGACAGUUAGCAUGGUAGCAGGGAGUUACUAGCUAGCCGAAACUCCUCAGAUAACAUGUCCGUAAAACAGUCAGCAAAAAUUUAAAAGAACGGUGUGUUUUUUUUGAGGUUUAGUUUCUGAACCCAUCACUAUCCAAGGAUGUUUUCAUCUGUCUGGAAUUUUGUUAAACGCCACAAAAGGAAAUUUAUUGCCGUCGGAGCUGUAGUUGGAGGAGUAUACUUCCUGGGUAAAUAUGCCCAGAAGAAGAUCAGGGACAUCCAGGAGAAGGAGGCGACAGAGUACAUCGCUCAGGCCAGGCGACAGUUCCACUUUGAAAGCAACCUGAGGACCUGCAACAUGACCGUGCUGUCCAUGCUCCCUGCACUGAAAGAAGCCAUCAUCAAUCAGCUAAAUUCAGAAAGCCUCACUGCACUACUCAAGACCAAACCGACCAAUAAGCUGGAAAUCUGGGAUGACUUAAAAAUCAUCAGUUUCACCCGCACCAUCGUGGCGGUGUACAGCACCUGCAUGCUGGUGGUUCUGCUGAGAGUCCAGUUGAACAUCAUAGGAGGAUACCUGUACCUGGACAACUCUGUAGGCAAGAACACAAUGACUCCUCUGGCUCCCCCAGACGUCCAGCAGCAGUACCUGUCCAGUAUCCAACAUCUACUGGGAGAUGGUUUGACAGAGUUGAUGACCGUAGUGAAGAAAGCAGUACAGAACUCACUGGGAGGCAUGUCUCUGAAGCAGAGCCUGUCUAUGCUGGAGUUGGAGCAGCAGUUGAGCUGGAUCCGGGCGGAGGUGGAGGCCGGCUCUGAGCGGCCGCUGUCCUGGUACAUGCUGGCUGACGACGAGAACGCGCUCGCUGACCAGGCGUGUGGGUUGACAAAAAACGAUGCUUUGACCAUCAAACUGCUAAAUGAGACUAGAGACAUGUUGGACAGUCCAGACUUCACCACCGUCCUAAACGCCUGUUUGAACCGGGGUUUCUCUCGUCUCCUUGACAACCUGGCCGAGUUCUUCCGCCCACCUCCCGGUGACUCCGCCCCCAGCGCUGCACCUGACAGUCUGUCUGCAGUCAGUCUGCCGCUGGCGAAGAUCAUCCCCAUCAUCAACGGCCAGAUCAACACCAUCUGCAGUGAGACUCCCAGCCACUUUGUUCAGGACUUGCUGAUGAACGACCAGGUAAAGGAGUUUGCAGCCAACGUCUACGAGACCUUCAGCACACCACAGGAGCUGCAGAAAUAAUCAACCAAGUGUGAGGAGAAGAAGGAGAGGAAGAAAAGAGGGAUGAAAACAGAAAUGAUAUAAACCCUGGACUGUUAAUCCCUCCUUUUUUUCCGUGAGACACUUUCCUCCCCCAAAUCCUGCAGACUUUUCACUCGGAUGGCAAAAAUGUCCAGACAAAGCAGCAGUGGGAGUGUCUGUGUCCCCUCUGUUAUUGAACUGGUGGAGGAUGAAGAAACUUGCACUGGGUUUGUAGUCACAGCAGAGCCUGUGAUUAACCCUGGGACCACUGCAUCUUGGGAACUGGAGUCACGUUUAACCUGGUAAUGUGGUUUUAUUUGCCCUAAGAGGUGGGAAACAAGCGGGAAAACACACACUGACAGUGUCAAAAAGUGCGGUGAAGGAUCGGUCACUACUGUUCAGAGCUGCUCUCCACUUCAGACAAGAUGAUACUUAAACAUCCCUUUUCCAUCAGCAGUGGUGAGUGUUUUAUGUCUGUUCACGUUUCCAGCUGCUCGGUCUGCACCUUGGCUGUGUUGCGGCAUCAGAAGGGUUUACAAAGUGCAGUUUGUUAUUUUUUUGUUACAACGUAAUCCCGGUGGUAGAGGCAUGUGUGUAGGAUCGAUGUGGGCUGAUGCGUACAGUAUACGUAGUGAUUUUUGUUUUGUUUUUGUGCUAAUAUUCAGUUUUUUAAAUUUGACCAUUUUUGGUCAAUCCAUUUGCAUUUUCUUAUCAUGGUGGAAAAGAAUCAGCAGAAGCUUGUGAGUAAUUUGGAGAGAAAGAGUUAGAAGAUGAAGAAACUGAUCAAAAUGGCGUAUUGGCACAGCCGACGUCACUGAUUAAUUCCAAAUUAAAUAUGUAGUCUAGUGGUCAAAAUUUAUUUUAAAUUUUUAAACACCAUUAUUAACAAAAUAAAACACCAUUAUUAACAAACUCAUAUCAGUCCAAAUGCAGUUUUGUGUCGUUGCUCUUUUUCCAUCCAAAACACAGAAGUUCACUUCUUUUAGUGCAGAGUCAAAAAAUCUCCUUAAAUUUGAAAAUAGGACAUGCAGACUUACAAAUGUUCUGAAAAACACUGAGUUCUGUUCUGGUUUCAGUCUAUGAAUCUGUGUUUUGGAGCAUGUAAUCCAGUGGCUACAGACAGAACCUGUUUUUCCAGUGUAGUUCCUUUUUCCCCCCAGAAGGUGUCGCUCUUCUUCAGCUGGUGUGAGAAUCCCUCUGCGUUGCCAUCCUUUUGUCUUUACAUGAAGUUUCUCCUGUUUUUAAGUCAAAUUAAAUUAAAUUUUAUAUUUGUGAUUCUGUCCUUGACAAUAUUGGUGUUAAAUCCUGGUUUGCAGCCUAAAAUGACUGAUAACAUCCAAAGUUUUACUUUAAUGGCUGUAAUUAUCAUUAUUUUUCUCACAGAUGGCAGGUAAUAUGUAGAACAGUGUUCCCCCCCAUUUCUUUCUGUUUGAAGCUUGUUUUCUCACUUCAUUUGUACGUAUGUGACUUCUUGAAAAGCUGAAUUGAUUUUAGAGUCUUCUGUGUUGUCCAAAGCCAAGAAAUUUGGGACAAGUCCAUCCAAACUCUUCCCACGUCUGAUUAGUAAAUCAGGCGUGUUCAGCCAAUCGAGAGCUGGUUAACACACCUUAUUCAACUAAUGACGUGUUGGUAGAGCAGGGAGAGGAAAAUAUGCAGGACAGAUGGGUUUCACUUAUGAAUUCACUUUAAAUCAUGUCAAUCAUUUAAUUUAUUACAGGUACUUUACAUCAUCCAGGUAACUGAAAUCACAGUAAAGAUACCCCUCAGAUUGUUAUUACUCUCAGAGAUCUAAUGCUACUUAAGAUUAGAUUUGCCCCACCUCAGUGCCACAUGGGUAGGGUUAGCUCUGUAUGGAGGUAAUGGAAAGUUUGGGGUUUUUUUCCUGCAACUGCUAGCUCAUUCAUCCACCUAUCCACCUCCUUCAGUCUUUGUCUGUGGGUGAGCAGGUGUGCACCUUAACCCGUCAGACGUCAUCUUCUCAGGAGAUGAGAAAACAUCAGGUGACAGUUCAGCUAAUUUAGUUUCUAAUCCCUGCAUUACAUAAUAAACACAGUCAGGUGAAAAUGUAAAUCUGUGUAUAUAAUCAAGGAUGUUAUGCAUUUUGAAGCAUAAUAUCCUGAAUGACAGCUGAAAUGUAUGUUUGUAGCAAGUUAAAUAAAGGUAAAAUGUGAUUUAAUAUA